UGCCACCUGUCAAAGUCCAUCAGUGCCAGCUGUCAGUGUCGAUCAGUGCUACGUUCCAGUGCCUAUCAGUGCCACAUCAAUGUCACAUAUCAGUGCAUACCAGUGCACAUCAAUGCCACAUAUCAGUGCCCAUCUGAGCUGCCUUUCAGUGUCAUCCAUCAGUGCCAGUCAGUGCCACCUAUCAAUGCCAGCCAUCAGUGCCGCCUAUCAGUGCCAGUCAGUGCCGCCUAUCAGUGUGCAUCAGUGCCACCUAUCAGUGCCAGUCAGUGCCGUCUAACAGUGCCAGUCAGUGCCGCCUAACAGUGCCAGUCAGUGCCGCCUUA
Staurois parvus is the source of this 323-nucleotide messenger RNA. The record is from the annotation of a GenBank genome assembly. Lineage: Eukaryota; Metazoa; Chordata; Amphibia; Anura; Ranidae.